AUGCCCCAAUUUUUUAGCAUCGCCGGCUUCAAGUUCAACGUGUUCAGACAGGCGAAGACAAAUUCCGCGAUCAACACGCCCUCUAACGUCGAUUCAAGGCAAAUGCCGCGCUACGGUUCCGAGACGAUGCUCACCUCCGUGGCGCGCGACGACGCGAACGGGGUCGAGGUUCGCCUGGAGAAUGGGGAUUCGUUGCUG
Molecule: messenger RNA, 198 nt
Organism: Mesorhabditis spiculigera
Lineage: Eukaryota; Metazoa; Nematoda; Chromadorea; Rhabditida; Rhabditidae
Source: the annotation of a GenBank genome assembly